This is a messenger RNA of Sinocyclocheilus grahami, 842 nucleotides long. RefSeq names its product kinesin-like protein KIF26B. The transcript is spliced from 3 exons. NCBI's taxonomy places the organism in Eukaryota, Metazoa, Chordata, Actinopteri, Cypriniformes, Cyprinidae. The coding region runs from base 333 to 842 and encodes 169 amino acids. Gene Ontology annotation, molecular function: microtubule motor activity. Gene Ontology annotation, biological process: microtubule-based movement. The record is from RefSeq and is a predicted model, not a curated record.
CUACUGUCAGACUGCGCUUCACACAAGUCCAUAUGCAUGGGAAAAUGCUCCUGUGCUGGGAUGCUGUGAAAUCUAAAGCACUGCACAUGGAUUCAGCAUAGCAGAGAGCAUAAGAAAGAACUGGAUUAUCCACUGUUGGACAUUUCAGAUUGGACCAUCUGUUAUUCAUAUUCCACUGUGGAAGAUGGAUAGAUUUCUGCAUGGUACUAGUCGCUGAGACUGGACUUCAGUAGGGCUACUGAACUGGCCAGAGAUUGAUUUUUGGAUCUUUUAGUUGUGGAUGUAACAAGGAGCACAGUUAUUUAAUCAGUCCCUCUCUAUCAGGCUUUAUCAUGACCUCUCUAACAGGGAAUAAAGAAAGAUCUGGGACCAGGAGUAGAAAAUAUGGGAUGACCGAUUCAUCCCCUACGAAGUCAGCAUCAUUCUCUCCUGAAACCUGGUACCGAAAGGCUUAUGAGGAGUCUCGGAGCGCCAGUCGCCCGGUCCCUGAAGGUGCGGGCUCCAUGCCCGGGUCCUCUGGAACCCCGUCCCCCGGAUCAGGAAUAUCAUCCCCGGGCUCUUUCUCCGGCUCACCUGUUACGAUAUCUCCUGGAAUCAGCACCGGUUCACCCGGUUCUUUAGGCGGAUCUCCAGGGUUCGGCACUGGUUCUCCAGCCUCGGGUAGCGGGAGCUCACCUGGUUCUGAUCGGGGCAUCUGGUGCGAGAACUGCAACGCACGGCUGGUGGAGCUGAAGAGACAGGCAUUACAACUACUCAUUCCCGGACCCUACUCUAGCAAGGUGUCUGUUCGGCGCUCUCACCCCGUCAAUGAGAACACUAGAAAGGAGAUGAUUGACCGUUAA